CACUGAAUAGUGAAUAGCAGUGUCUUCCAAGCAAGUUGAAUAUUAUUAUUAUUAUUAUCAUUAUUGUCUCUUCUUUCUCUUGAAUUCCGAUCUCUUCUUUUAUUUAUUCUUAUUCUUCAGUCUUUCGAUAUUUCCCACCUACUACUAUAUAUAUAACCAGAACAAAAUAAUAUAUAUAUACAUAUAUCAGGUGGUGAUUCCAUGAAUAUGGCAUGGAAGAAAGGGGUUGCGUUAUGGUUGUGGCUCCUUCUUCUGCUGUUUAUUACUUCAACAUCUUCAUCAUCAGCAUCUCAUCGUUUAUUGUUGGACAAUAAUAAUGGAUCGUCCUUACUCGGCCUUACACCACCCAUGGGAUGGAAUAGCUGGAAUCACUUUGACUGCCAAAUUAAUGAAGACUUGAUUCGACAAACAGCUGAUGCAAUGGUGUCAACGGGUCUUUCUGCUUUGGGAUACCAUUAUAUCAACAUAGAUGAUUGUUGGGGAGAAUUGAACCGAGACUCACAGGACAAUUUGGUUGCAAAAGCUUCAACAUUCCCUUCAGGAAUUAAGGCUCUAGCCGAUUAUGUUCAUAGCAAAGGUUUAAAGUUAGGAAUUUAUUCCGAUGCUGGAAAUCAGACAUGCAGCAAAACUAUGCCUGGAUCACUGGGACACGAAGAACAAGAUGCAAAAACAUUUGCUUCUUGGGGAGUUGACUACUUGAAGUAUGAUAAUUGUAACAACAAUAAUAUAAGCCCCAAAGAGAGGUACCCAAGAAUGAGUAAAGCUUUAUUAAACUCUGGAAGAUCAAUCUUCUUCUCCAUGUGUGAAUGGGGAUUGGAAGAUCCGGCAACUUGGGCCCCGGGUGUUGGAAAUAGUUGGAGAACAACUGGAGACAUUAAAGAUAACUGGGACAGCAUGACAUCUCUUGCAGAUCAAAAUGACAAAUGGGCUUCUUAUGCUGGACCUGGAGGAUGGAAUGAUCCUGACAUGCUUGAAAUUGGAAAUGGAGGCAUGACAACAGAAGAAUACCGUGCCCAUUUUAGCAUAUGGGCAUUAGCUAAGGCUCCUCUAUUGAUUGGUUGUGAUAUUCGGGCCCUUGAUAAGACCACAAAGGAACUGCUAAGCAAUUCAGAAGUUAUUGCUGUAAACCAAGACAAACUAGGAGUUCAAGGAAAGAAGGUGAAAAGUAAUAAUGGUUUGGAGGUUUGGGCAGGUCCUCUUAGUGGAAACAAGGUGGCAGUGAUCUUAUGGAAUCGAAGCUCAUCAAAAGCAAAAGUAACAGCUUCAUGGUCUGAUUUAGGCCUAAAAUCUGCAACUUCAGUUCAUGCAAGAGAUUUAUGGGAGCAUUCAACAACAUCAUCAGUUUCAGGAGAAAUUUCUGCUGAAUUAGAUUCACAUGUUUGUAAGAUGUAUGUCCUCACUCCUAACUAAGAUAUUGAAUUCAUAAAAGACAAGAAACUAAACAGGAUUCCAAGUACUCAAAAUUUUUUUGGCAACUUUCAAUGUUUCCAUCUUCAAAGAAGAAAGAAAACAGAGGAAAUUAAGUAGUCAAUAAUAGGAAGUGUAAGGGGAAAAUGUAAGUUAUGUUCGUCUCUUAAUUAAGGUUAUUAUUAUUAUUAUUA
Molecule: messenger RNA, 1601 nt
Organism: Arachis duranensis
Lineage: Eukaryota; Viridiplantae; Streptophyta; Magnoliopsida; Fabales; Fabaceae
Product: alpha-galactosidase
Exons: 15
Coding region: 202-1410 (402 amino acids)
Biological process (GO): carbohydrate metabolic process
Molecular function (GO): hydrolase activity, hydrolyzing O-glycosyl compounds
Source: RefSeq, a predicted model, not a curated record